CGGAGCGACUUUUCUGACCUCUCCAGUUCAGCUGCUCUCAGGGUUCAGUGAGUUAAAGCACCAGUGUUGAGUUUAAAGUGGAAUACUUUCCGGCUUGGUAGAGCGAUGGCACAAUGAUUAUUGCGCGCAGUGAGAAUCUUAAACAGUCGCGGCAGUCGGCGUUUUGUUUCAACUUCUAUUGCAUGGUAUUUUAAGUGGGAAAACGAUGGACCCGAUAACUAAGUGGACACCUAAGCAAGUAGUGGAGUGGAUGAGAGGUCUUGAUGACAGUCUCCAGCAAUAUGUUGCCAACUUUGAGAGGGAGAAGAUCAGUGGAGAGCAGCUGCUGAAGAUCUCUCAUCAGGAUCUGGAAGAGCUUGGAGUGGCUCGCAUCGGUCACCAGGAGCUGGUUCUGGAAGCGGUGGACUUGCUGUGUGCUUUGAAUUAUGGUGUGGAAACAGAUAACUUGAAAAACCUAGUGGUGAGAAUGAGAGCUGCAUCGAACAAUCUGCACAUCAGUACAUCAGAGCGCAGGAAGAUUCCCAGCUACGAUGGCAACACAUCUCACAAACCCCCCAACGAGUUCCUCACCUCUGUUGUGGAGCUGAUUGGUGCAGCGAAAAGCCUUCUCACAUGGCUUGAUAGAACCCCUCUGACUGGGAUCAGUGACUUCACCAGUACCAAGAACAAGAUCAUUCAGCUGUGUUUGGAGUUGACCACCACAGUCCAACAGGAUUGCACUGUUUAUGACAUGGAGGAGAAAAUUCUUGGAGUGUCCAAGGUGCUAAAUGGUAUCUGUGACCAGACUGUGAGAACAACCUCUGAUCCUCUAAUGAGCCAGCUGACAUGCCUGGAGGAAGUUCAGCUGACCAACAUCAAGCCAGGAGAAGGCCUGGGGAUGUACAUAAAAUCCACCUACGAUGGGCUCCAUGUCAUCACUGGCACUACUGAACAUUCUCCAGCAGACUUGUCUCACAAGAUUCACGCAGGUGAUGAGGUGAUCCAAGUGAACCAGCAGACAGUGGUGGGCUGGCAACUAAAGAACCUGGUGGCUAAGCUAAGAGAGGACCCUAAAGGAGUGGCACUGCUGUUGAAGAAGAGGCCAGCAGGCACAUCUGGCUUCACGCCCGCACCGCUUAAAAACAUGCGAUGGAAACCACCUCAGGCACAGAGCUCUUCAUCACCCAGUAAAACCCAGUCACCGGACAGCAGCAAUGGAUCUACCAGCAGGAAGCAGAAACCAGCCAUCUUGGACUUGUACAUCCCCCCUCCACCAUCAGUGCCUUACAUGCCACGGGAUGCAAGGACCAGCUCAUUCAGCAACAUUAACAGCAGACCCAAAGGCUCAGAGUCACCCAACUCCUUCCUGGAUAAGGAGAGCCGCCGCCGCUUCACCACCACAGACCAGGACAAGCUGGCAGCCUAUCCUGUGGAGGCCAACGUAGUGCAAACUCGUCUUAGGGAGAGAAACUCCUCAUGUGGUAAACCACGGCCUCUCAGCAUGCCAGCCGAAACAUGCUUAAGUGUGGCAGACCCUUAUGCCAGGCCCUGGGCACAAGGAAGAAAAGGUGAGGAUCUUUUGUACAGAUACCUCAGCAAUGAGCGCAUACCGACUAUAGCCGAAGAAGUGCCUGCAAUGGGACGCUCGUACAGAUCUCCAGAAGAGCGAUGUGUACGAGGCGUUGAUCGUGUGCGGAACAGCCGUUAUCUUGUAAAUGUAGACCUCCACAAGAACGCCACCAUCUCUUAUCAGGAGGACUUUGCUAAAAACGCUAUGACAUCCACUCCGAAAAGGCCCCCUGCGGAACCCUCGCUACUGGAUUCGGACUGGCCAUCCAGCAAUGCAUUUAUGAACAGGUACAGCACCACAGCAAUGCGAGCCUGGUCAUUCUCUCAAGCGGCGUCUUUCCCGAUCUCGCUAGCCCCUCGGACAAAUGUUGAUGAGUACAACCCUGUGUCCCUCAGGCACAAGUCUAAGAAGAAGACUCGAGACAAUGCAACAAUGAGCAGGAGGAGGGUUUCUGUGAAGGACCUGGAUCCAGUGGACCACCAGGGCUGGCUCUACAGGAAGAAUGAUGGGAAAGGGUUCCUAAGCAUUAAGUGGAAGAAGUAUUGGUUUGUUCUGAAGAAAACCUCACUUUAUUGGUACACCAACCAGAUGGCUGAAAAAGCAGAGGGUUUCAUUAACCUGACAGAUUUUCUCAUUGACCGGGCAGUGGAAUGCAAAAAGAAAUAUGCUAUUAAAGCAUGCCACCCAAAGGUCAGAAUUUUCUACUUUGCUGCUGAAAGUCAUGAGGAGAUGAACAUAUGGCUGAAUAAGCUUGGUCUUGCAUCCAUACAGUAUGAACCUACAGAGAGUCAUCCAACUGAAUGCUAUAGUGAAUCGAGUGAUCAUGAGGAGGCUGAGUCCACUGAGGCACCCCCUCCACCCUACUCUGAGCAGCUGCUAAACCUAGACUCACAGAAUGUGAACAGUUCGUCAGGAACUGGACUGCCGGGGAGCCUUCCUCCUCCAUACUCAUCUCCAGUGCCUAGUGAGGCUUCACCAUCCUCCCCAGUGAGCACUAUGACAUCACAAAGCUCCAUGUCUUCUCUGGCCAAAAAGCGUCAGUCUUGGCUAGACUUUGUGGCCCAGACUGGACCUACUGCUGCUCAGGUUCACACUCAAGGAGACACAGUGACACCAAACUGCACUGAGGCUGAUGCUGCUCUGGUACAGGAACGUCAGACCAGUCUAGAGCCUACAGAGCAAGCACCAAUUAACUCAGGAGAAAAGCAGAUUACACAUAAUUCCAGUGAGGACUGCACUAGUGAUGAGAUGGAGAAAUUGUACAUAGAUCUGAAAAGGGCAAGCCUGUCUCCCACUGGUGAGCGAAGACCAUCGUCAAAAUGUGAAUUCAGAGCUUCCUUUAUAAAGCGCUGCAAAAACCAGAGGGUCAAUGAAAAGUUUCACCGUGUUCGAGCACUUAAAAGCACCCUAAAGGCUAAAGAGGCAGACUUGCUAACUCUGGAUCAGGUGCUGGCUGACCCCAUACUCACAGCCAGUAAAUUCCGUCAGUGGAAAGAAACAAACAUGGUAUUGCUACAGGAGAUACAUACAAGAGAUCCUCCUCAGACUAAAUCAUGUGAGGCCUCAGAUUUAACAACUGCGGUUUCCCCUCAGACAGAGACCAGUUUAUAGACAGACAUUAAAGGUUUAUGAUGACACUGAGGCCACAAUGGACCCAAGUGUGAAAUAUUUCCCUUUUUACACAUGCAUAGAAAAUAUUUUCAAAAUGUACACAUUAUUUGUAUAUAUCUUGUUAUUUUAUUGCCUGGCUUUUAGACCCAUCAGUAUCGUCCCUCAAACCUGGAGAGUCUUUUUUAUAUAUACAGUUUUUGUGUUAGCCCAUGCUGGAGAAGUGUUUUUAUUGUUUCCUGAUAGGAAAAACUUUUUCAUGUGAUCUAAUGAAUUUCUUUUAAUUAUGUAUAGUUUAAAAUUGUGUUUAUUAUAAAUGUUUGCUCCUAUUCACUCACUGUAAAUGGUAAAUUUCCAUUUAGGUAAGAAUAAACACUCAUGUUUAA
Clarias gariepinus (North African catfish) is the source of this 3543-nucleotide messenger RNA. RefSeq names its product connector enhancer of kinase suppressor of ras 3-like. Bases 206 to 3160 code for a protein of 984 amino acids. Gene Ontology annotation, molecular function: protein binding. The record is from RefSeq and is a predicted model, not a curated record. Gene Ontology annotation, biological process: regulation of signal transduction. Gene Ontology annotation, cellular component: cytoplasm; membrane. The transcript is spliced from 25 exons. Lineage: Eukaryota; Metazoa; Chordata; Actinopteri; Siluriformes; Clariidae.